CCCCAAAAACAUUUGCUUCCAAAUCCCCCUUAAAUCUCACUAAUUAGGUCAGAUUUCCACCUCUCGGAAUCCCAUUCCAUGCAACCCUUUCGAGCACUAGCAUGAAUUUUCCCGCUUUUACAGGUGGGAAGUCCAUUCCUCCCUAAAAAUUCAACGUGUGAAUCAGAGCCUGCAUGAAACUCCUCUGUAUUUUUUCUUAAAACUGAGAUAAAGCGAUUGAUCGAUGGAUUUCUUCACUGAUGGGUGCCUUAAUUAAUUCUUUACUACAUACCCACUUUGAUUUCAGGAAUAUGGGUUUUUCUGGUGGGGGUUUUUACUCAUAUACGCCUCCUUCUCCUAGGUUUUUAACCCUCUCUGUCUCUUCCCUCUUGCUUGCUCUGUUCAGAUUUUUCAGCAAGUUCUUCCUCAGAGUCAGUUUUGUUAAUGGUAAGAGUUAUUGGAUGAACAAUUAUUGUUGUUCUGGCCCUGUUUCUGAAGAAACCGAUCAAAUGGUAUCGAAUAAUAAUCUUGUUGAGACAGAAGCUCUGCCUGGAAAAUCGGAUUCUUGUUGUCCUAGCUCUGCUUCUGAAGAAACCAAUCAAACGGUAUCGAAUAAUCCGGCUGAGCCAGAAGCUCUGCCUGAGAAAGCUGAUUCCGAGAUUUCGAAAAGCCAUGGAGAUUCCGAGUUUGGUGAAGCUGAUGAUGGAGAGGCGUCGAAGCAGAGUUUUGUAUUUAAAUUCGAGUACCAGACUAAAGAAAUAUUAAGCAGAAGCAAUAGAGAGUUUGAGUUUAUGGCUGACAAGUUUAACCUAUUCAAAGUAGAACCAGAAUUCAUAAGCAGCAGCAGAAAAUACGAAUUCAAAGUCGAAGAGGUUGUGAGUUGCUUCGUGGAAGAAGCUAAAGUUGCAACCUUUACCGUCGAAGAAGGAGGUGAUCAUGAGCAAAUUACUCAGGAAUUUGCAGGUGAGGAAUGGGAGGAAGAUGAAGAGUCUGAUAAGAUAUCGCUGACGGAAGAUCCUCAUUUGGAUGAAGAGCGAGUGGGGAGUCUUGAAAGCGAUUCAGAUUGCGAGAAAGUUGAUUCGCAUGAAGUUAAGUUCUUGUCAGAAAAGGACUUUGUUGCUUCAGAUUAUGAUUGUGCUUCUACUGGCUCUCCUAAUCUGGGGUUUUUGUCUGUAGCAGAUUCUGGGGAAAGAAAUGACCAGCUUGAGAAUUUAGAUAUGGGGUACGAGUCUGAUUGUUUCGAUGAUGAAGAUGAAGAUAUACACGAACAAAUUCAAGAAUUGGAAGAGAUGUCCAGCAACUCGAAUCCAAAAGGGUUUAGUAGCAAAGACGAAAAACCAAUUGAGGUUCAUGCUGAAAACCCCGAUGUUCGUUGUUUGACACCUAAUGCUUCCGAGGAUUCAAACACAUUGGAAACAUUGUGGGAACACCAGGAUUUGAUAGAACAGUUGAAAAUGGAGCUCAACAAAGUCAGAGCUACUGGCCUGCCUACCAUUCUUGAAGAAUCCGAGUCCCCGAAUAUGGAUGAUUUGAAGCCAUGGAAGAUCGAUGAAAAAAUCCAUCAAGGUGAUAGAAUGGGAGAACUUCAGAAGUUCCACAGAAGUUACAGAGAACACAUGCGAAAAUUCGACAUUUUGAAUUACCAGAAGUUAUAUGCAAUAGGUUUCUUGCAGUCCAAGGAUCCACUUCAGUCGUUUCCGAGCUCCAAGUCCUCAGCUCCGACAAUCCCAUCCUUUCUCUCACAGAUUUUUUGGGGAUGCAAACCGAAAAAGGAUUCGGAUUCCGACCCAAUGGUGAAAUUUAUUAGAGAAUUGCAUAGUGAAUUAGAAGUGGUUUAUGUGGGGCAGUUGUGCCUUUCUUGGGAGAUCCUUCAAUGGCAGUAUGAGAAGGCCGUCAAGCUUUGGGAAUCGGCUCCGUCUGAAAUUGGUUCGUACAAUGCAGUCGCGGGCGAAUUCCAACAGUUCCAAGUGCACUUGCAUAGAUUUGUAGAGAAUGAAUGUUAUCAAGGGCCUAGGGUUGAAAAUUACGUCAAGAAUCGAUGCAUCACGCGCAAUCUUCUUCAAGUUCCGGUGAUUAGAGGGGACAAUUUAAAGGAGAGAAAGAAAGCAAGAAGAAAAGGCAAAGAUGAUGGUGCAAUUACAAGCAACAUUCUAGUAGAGAUACUCGAAGAAUCAAUAAGGACGAUUUGGAGAUUCAUUCGAGCUGAUAAACAUGCUAAUUGUACGCUUGCAUGUCGAAAGAGAAGACCAGAAGAAGAGCUUGAAGAAUCGGAUUUGAAGCUUUACAUAGAGAUCCAAACAGAUCUUCACAAUAAAAAGAUGAAGCUAAGAGAAAUAUUGAGGAGUGGGAACUGCAUACUAAAGAGAUUGAAAAAGCAUGGGGAUGUAGGCACAGAUCACCUCUGCUUCUUCUCCCAAGUUGACAUGAAAUUAGUAGCUAGGGUUUUGAACAUGUCGAAUAUUACAACAGAGCAACUAGUGUGGUGCCGCAAUAAGUUGAGCAAGAUAAAUUUUGUGAACCGAAAGCUCCGCGUAGAUCCUUCCAUCUUGCUAUUUCCAUGCUAGCAAUAGUAGCCAAACUUUUGUCUAACCAAAGAAGUAAUAUUAGCUUCCCAACUAUGAUUGUUCAUAUUUUCUCAUCAAAGCGAUAUUUUAAUUUACAUUAAUAUACGAGGAAAAGAUUUCAAA
This is a messenger RNA of Malus domestica (apple), 2666 nucleotides long. RefSeq lists its product as uncharacterized. Lineage: Eukaryota; Viridiplantae; Streptophyta; Magnoliopsida; Rosales; Rosaceae. The record is from RefSeq and is a predicted model, not a curated record.